This is a messenger RNA of Rubroshorea leprosula, 908 nucleotides long. The record is from the annotation of a GenBank genome assembly. Lineage: Eukaryota; Viridiplantae; Streptophyta; Magnoliopsida; Malvales; Dipterocarpaceae.
AAUUCCAUUGCAAUUGAUCAUCACUUCAUCAGAACACAAACCAUCAUCAAGCGAUUUAAAAAAAAAAAAACAGAAAUCCAAUUAUGAUCUUUCAUGGCUCCUUUUUAUCAACCUCUAAUUUAAUGGGUGGUUUUAGACAAGUCUUUCGAUGAAGGCUGAUUUGAUCUGCUGCCCUCUGCUUCCCGAUCUGGAGAUACGAUGGAGAAGCUGAUCUGCUGUUGGAUCUGGAGAUGCGAAGGAGAAGCGAUCUGUUGCCCGAUCUGCUACGGUGCUACCCUGUGGUUUCUUCUUUGUCGAUAUGGCUGGAAAAGUGAUGGAAAGUUGGAAACUAAAGAAUCCAGAACAGUAAUGGAGAAAACGAUCAGAUCUGGAAAAGCAAUGGAGACUGGACUUGAGAGUGGAGAACCGAUGGAGACUAGAGAAUGGAGAAAAAACUAUUAGAUUUUGCUUUUGUGUUGGAAAAAGUGGGAAAUCGUGAAAAAAAAAAUGAAAACGAAGUUGCAGUAUGCUUGCAGCGUCCAGUCACCGUGGAAGAAUUCGCCCGGCCGGUUCACCGGGUCUAUCGGGUUGGACGGGUCGAACGGUUCUUCCGGGUUUGGACGAUCCAACCGUCUAAACGGGCCUGGGUGUCCACCCAGCCCGUUUUGUCCACCGGUUGACGGUUCAAUCGGUUGAACCGACCGGUCCGAUCCGGUUCUUAAAACACUGUCUCUCCCACAAUAACAUCACAGGAGGAUUCCUAUCUUGGUUGUUCAGGAACAAUACAGGAUUAGAAGUACUUAAACUAGGAGAUAACUCCAUUUCACAACCUUUGCAGUUGCCUUCACAACCUCAUUUCAACAUUGAAAUCUUAGAUGUAUCCAAGAGUAGCUUAUUGGGAAAAAUUCCUAUAAACAUGAGUUCAGUGU